Gadus macrocephalus (Pacific cod) is the source of this 2146-nucleotide messenger RNA. RefSeq names its product regulator of G-protein signaling 8. The transcript is spliced from 6 exons. The coding region runs from base 295 to 1296 and encodes 333 amino acids. The record is from RefSeq and is a predicted model, not a curated record. NCBI's taxonomy places the organism in Eukaryota, Metazoa, Chordata, Actinopteri, Gadiformes, Gadidae.
AGGUGUGGCGUAUACCGUGUGACGCCUUCACGUUACAAGAACUUUCAUGGCGUAAUAAUGGAACGCACUCCGGGCGGGGACAUAACAAGACAUCGCGUCCCUAUGUUUAAUCCAAACCAACAACGACUCAGAGCAGGGGGUGUUGUUUUUUUUAGCGAAAAAGCUGAACUGGUGAAACUGUGACGGUGUCAUGUGGUACAAAGCAGAGGAAUAACACGACCUGGAGACACUUCGCUUUCUCCGUCGAGCUUCGCCUUCCCUCGUUCACUCUGAGCCACGGUCUGCUGAGGCACCAUGCGGAGGUUCAGCUCCGAGGGGUCCCUCCUGGACAUGGACGUUAUGCCCUGGAGAGGGAUCCAGCUGAAAGACCCCCCGGUACUUAACAGGGAGUCGGGCACCCACACGCAUCUACUCGGCCCCUCCGAACCGGCCCGGAGCGCGACGCUGCCCCCGACCAUCCGAGAACUGGGUUCGAGUCCCGGCUGCCCGGCCAGGUUGACCAAGGACCUCAGCGUCAGCGUGGAGGACUUGAAGGAGCUGAGCAAGCGGAAGAUGGACAACCUGCGAGUAGGGACGAUGGGCGAGAGCUUCCGUGCCUACAGCGACGGCCAGCUGGCGCCCUCCUCCCAAGGCAGCAGCACCGGGAGCUUGGAGAGGGACGACACGCGCCCGUCCUCCCCGUCCGACCCCUCCUUGAAGUCGCGCCACCACCGUGAGCGCGCCAAAGCAAAACUGUCUGCUGCCAAACUUCACCUAAAAAGUUUGUUUGAACUGAAUCAUCAUUCGUCCAACUCCAAUAUAAGCCAAGCAGUCCAAAAAGACAGUGCCAAGGAGAGGCGCUCUCGCCUCCGCUUCAUGCGCCAGUGGAGUCAAGUGGGUCACAGUGGGGGAUUGAGGUUCAGUUUGGAGGCGCUGGAGAAUUGGGCCCGGUCGCUCAACGCCCUGCUUGCGAGUCAGGAGGGAGUGUCUGUGUUCGGUGCAUUCCUGCGCUCCGAGUUCAGCGAGGAGAACCUGCAGUUCUACCUGGCGUGUGGGCAGUACCAGCAGUCCUCCAACAACUUCAGCCUACAGCGGAGGGCCAAGGACAUCUGCACCACCUACAUCCAGCCUGGCUCCCCCCGCGAGGUGAACCUGGACAGCAAGACCCGGGACCUGACCCUCCAGCUGCUGCAGGCACCCUCACACACCUCCCUGCUCCCCGCUCAGAAGCGCAUCUACUCCCUGCUGGACGCAGACUGCUACCCCCGCUUCCUGCAGUCCCCUCUCUACCUCUCCCUGCUGGAGGACGCUCGCUAGGCCUGGCCCAUAGCGGUGGACCUCAACGUGUGUGUGUGUGUGUGUGUGUGUGUGUGUGUGUGUGUGUGUGUGUGUGUGUGUGUGUGUGUGUGUGUGUGUGUGUGUGUGUGUGUGUGUGUGUGUGUGUGUGUGUGUGUGUGUGUGUGUGUGUGUGUGUGUGUGUGUGUGUGUGUCAGGGUUUUGUUCUAAAAUAGGAAAAUGUAUGGCUAAAAACUAUAUUUGUUUUGAUCUUGCUGAAAUUAUUUAUUGAAUGUAUAAAAAACGUUCAGAAAAAUGGGCUCUAAAUUGGCCAGAAUGCAAAGAGACUGUAGGGAGUCAGGAAGUAAAAAGAACAAGUCAAGGAGUGUGUCAUCGAGGACUCAUCGAGUGUGGCGUUAAUAAACAGUCAAGCCAGCAUGUCGACCGAGUGGAGGGUGGACUGAUCCCUUGGGGGGGAGGAGUCCUCUUCCUGCUCAAUGUGAACUGGGGAACUAUGCACAUGUCUGCCUUCUAAUCAUUAAACGCCCUCCUUUUGCGGGCCUCACUGGGUGCAGAUUAGGUGCUGACGGUCCAAUGAGCACAUGCAAAUGUCAUUCCAUGAAACCAAGAAGAACAAGUCCGGUGAGAAUGAGCCAGGUUUUAAAUGUUAUAUAUGGGGUUGGUCAGAUAUUUGAGUGAAUGUAUUUUUUAAGAACCUUGUAACAGCCCCCCCCCCUCCAUCUUGAUUUCGCCGAGGUUGUAGGCCUUUUCUUACGCUUUCUUGUCGAGCAAAAUCUCCUUUGAUGUUGCUCUAUGUAAAAUGUAAAUAAAAAUGUAUUUAUGUAUGUGGUUGAACGGUCAUCAACUUCAAACAUUAACAUUCCUUAUUGUA